Molecule: messenger RNA, 1464 nt
Organism: Colletotrichum truncatum
Lineage: Eukaryota; Fungi; Ascomycota; Sordariomycetes; Glomerellales; Glomerellaceae
Source: RefSeq, a predicted model, not a curated record
AUGGGAUCCGACGAGAAGCCCCCUUCCACCUACCGCUACAACGAGAAGCCCACUUACACCACUUCCAAUGGCGCUCCCGUCAGUAACGCUCAGCACUGGCAGCGCCCCGGUCCCCAUGGACCUCUCCUGCUUCAAGACUUCCACCUGAUCGACCUGCUCGCUCACUUCGACCGCGAGCGUAUCCCCGAGCGUGUUGUCCACGCCAAGGGUGCCGGUUCCUAUGGCGAGUUCGAGGUCACCCACGACAUCAGCGACAUCACCUCCAUUGACAUGCUCAAUGGAGUCGGUAAGAAGACUAAGGCCGUUGUCCGUUUCUCGACUGUCGGUGGUGAGAAGGGAUCCGCCGAUUCUGCCCGUGACCCCAGAGGUUUUGCCAUCAAGUUCUACACCGAAGAGGGCAACUGGGACUGGGUCUACAACAACACGCCCAUUUUCUUCAUUCGCGACCCCAGUCUUUUCCCGGUCUUCAUUCACACCCAGAAGCGCCACCCCCAGACCAACCUUAAGGACGCCACAAUGGAAUGCAUCCACCAGCUGAUGCACCUGUUCUCUGACCGCGGCACUCCCUACUCUUACCGCCACAUGAACGGUUACUCUGGCCACACUCACAAGUGGACUAAGCCCGACGGCUCUUUCGUCUACGUCCAGAUUCACCUGAAGACGGAUCAGGGCAACAAGACUUUCACAAACGAGGAGGCUGGCAAGCUGGCCUCUGAGAACCCCGACUGGCACACUCAGGACCUCUUUGAGUCUAUCCAGAAGGGCGAAUACCCCAGCUGGACCGUUUACGUUCAGACUCUCACCCCCGAGCAGGCUGAGAAGUUCAAGUGGAAUGUCUUCGACCUCACCAAGGUCUGGCCUCAGAGCGAGGUGCCUCUCCGGCCCUUCGGCAAGCUCACUCUCAACAAGAACCCCGAAAACUACUUCGCCGAGAUUGAGCAGGUCGCUUUUUCGCCCUCUCACCUGGUCCCCGGUGUCGAGCCCUCCGCCGACCCCGUUCUGCAGUCUCGCCUCUUCUCUUACCCCGAUACCCACCGCCACCGCCUGGGUGUCAACUAUCAGCAGAUCCCCGUCAACAAGCCGCUGAACGCAUUCAACCCCUUCCAGAGAGACGGUGCUAUGUCCGUUGACGGAAACUACGGCGCCAACCCCAACUACCCCUCUACUUUCCGCCCCCUGACUUACAAGCCGGUCAAGGCUGCCAGCGCUCACGAGCAGUGGUCUGGCAAGGUUGUCGAGGACCUGUUCGGUCCCGUUACCGCGCAGGACUACGAGCAGGCCAACGGUCUGUGGAAGGUUCUCGGCCGCCAGGAGGGCCAGCAGAAGAACUUCAUCAACAACGUUGCCGGCGCUCUUGCCGGUGCCCACCCCGAGGUUCGCUCGCGCACGUACGAGAUGUUCUCCAAGGUCAACACUGAGCUUGGUGGUGCCAUCAUGAAGGCGACUGAGAAGCUUGCGAAGUGA